This is a messenger RNA of Thamnophis sirtalis, 2997 nucleotides long. NCBI's taxonomy places the organism in Eukaryota, Metazoa, Chordata, Lepidosauria, Squamata, Natricidae. The record is from RefSeq and is a predicted model, not a curated record.
GUCGCUAUUGGGUGGACAUUUAUGACACCCUCAUCUCAGGCACCUUUUGGAAAUGGAGAGAGGGAACGACUAAGCGCGAGAUUUAUUACCCAGGAGACACCACUAUCCACCUUUCCGGAGAGGGCACCUCCGUGCAGUGGAGCGCCGGCACGUGGAUGGUCGAAUAUGGCCGAGGCUUCAUCCCCUCCACCCUGGCCUUCGCCCUGGCUGACACGAUCUUCAGCACUCAGGACUUCCUCACCCUCUUCUACACCCUCCAGGUUUAUGCCAAGGCCCUGCUCUUGGAGGCUAACACAUACUUCAGCAGCACCAGUCAGUGAGUCUCGGCCCACUCCCCACUCCCAGCCGACGUGAAGCUCGCCCCCUUCCCCACCCUCCCAUCUCGUGUGCUGGCGAACCUGGUGCAGCUCCCGGGCCUGCCCUUCUUGGCCACACGCGGUUGGGUGCAUCGCCUGCGUGUCAGGAAGCAGAGGUGGGUCCACGCCCUUCUCAGUUGCUCCAUCCACGAACACCUGGAUGUCCUGCUCUAAAUAGGUAUCCAAGCUGCCCCCUGGGUGACAAUUCGGUCUCUCUUGGAGCAUUUUGGAGCCACGCAGAGAAAGAGGGGGGGAAAAAAGUCCCAGGUGUUUUAUGGCAGGAGUGGUGCCCAUGUGCAGCGGCAUCGGUGCACAGUUGACCCAAAUAAUGCCAUUUGCAUGAUGGCAUUUGCCAGGCCCCUUUGGAAAGAGACGUUGCAUCCUCUUUGCAUGCUUUGAGUCGAGGUGCCUCCUGUAGUAGCAUUGUCACCAACGCCCCUUGGUCCUUCUCAGCUUGGUUCCAAGUGGGCCUUUUGAUCUGAUUUACAGCAGGACAAAUUUUGAUAGGCAGCUGAGAAACAACAGCCGAAGUGUUUGGAUGGAGCCCUUCAGAGUGUACAUUUCCACUGCUGUUUAAGGCAGACCAGCACUUCCUGGCACUUCCUCUUCCUUCCUUCCUUCCUUCCUUCCUCCCCAUUUCAAUUUCUCAGGUGGAAAACGGGUAAUUUGGCUGAGCAAUAUCUGCCUUCGCUGGUUGGGAAGCACCCCUGCAGACCUUGGGGGUUUUCUGGCUGGGCUUCUGGAAAGUUCUUUCCGGCAGACUCGCGUUGUUCUCUGCCUGGGAUCUCUGCGGGUGGAUCUUCCACAGCUCUCUAGAAGAUCCACAGUAGUUUGGAAUUCCGGUUGCGUCUUCCUUGGGUCUCUCGUGAUCCUUUUUCUCUCACGACAAAUCAGCCAACUGCAUGGACAGUUGGUUCAUCCUUCCUUCCCUGCUUGCAGCUCCCCUAUUCCAGCUAAUUUCCUCUAAUCCUUUCAGAGGAGACUGGGAGAGGGGGGAGGUAUUUCCCCGUUCCUGUCCUACUCUCCUACUCCCACCCUAGAGAGAGAACAACUCACCAUGGGUUGGUGACUCUUGUCCACGCGUACCUCAUCCGUUGAAGAGUAGAUCUAUUUGGAGCUAAAUCUAGCCGAGUCAGCUCCCCUUGUGGAAUUUGCACGUUUAUAUUCCCCUUCUCUUCCUCCGUCCGUGGCCCAGUGAAGCCCCUCGUUCCCACAGAGCUCGGUGGUUUUGAAGAGACGCUAUUAUAAUUAAGCAGUAGUAGGAAUAUUAGCAUUGCAGCUGCCUUUCGUGGCCGGUUCUUCCUGUACGUCUUAAUGCCUGGAGCGCCAAUAACCAAAAAUGUCUUUUGCAGCCUUCCUUUUCUUCUCCCCCCCCCCCCAAAAAAAAACCCUCCAGAUUGUAGACAUUCUCAAGAUCUCAUCCAGUUUGGUCCUGUCAUAAUGCAGAACCGCCAUCCGUCACCCAAACUAUGCGCCUUAUUCUCUUGAGCUAUGCACGUGUGUGUGUGUGUGUAUACCUCCUGUCGUUGAUGUUAUCUGGCUGAGAACCAGUAGUUGUUCAUGGGAGUUGAAGGGAUCCCUGGGAGAACGGGGAUCCAGUGAGACUGGACCUGCUUGACUCAAAAAGGGAUCUUGUAGAGUUGCAGAAGUGGCCAAACCCUGAAUGUUGAGUUUGGGGCCUUGAAAUUCAAGCAAUGGGACCAAACCCAGGGUAGUUGAUUCUCUAGAACAGGGGUCCCGGUGGGCUUCCAACUCUCAUGCUGGCUGGGGGAUCCUGCAGUUGAAGUCCCACCCGUCUUAACAGUUGCCGAGUUUGAAGACCUCUGCUCUAGGACGAAGCGGUGCCCGUCUUCUCCCCUCAGAAUAGCCCGAAAUUGCAACCAUCAAAAAAGGGGUGUCAUUACUCAACAACGAAGCUCCCCUCCUUCGUACUAACCCGGUAUUAUUAACCGGAAGACCCUGUUUCUGUAGCGUGGGAAUUAGGCUUACGGUAUUGGCGGCCUGUCCUGGGCUUCUGCCUGGUUCCAGAAUUCUCCCGAGAGAGAGAGAGAGAGAGAGAGAUGCUCAUCCUGAACGCUUCCGUCUCCUGAAAAAGUCUCCUCCCUCAGAAGGGCCUUUGAGGUGGCUGGAUGGUCAAAACCUGGAUCCAUUUUGGCUCCGGUCUGGAUCCUGGCUUAUUCCAGAGUUUCAUUUUGCCUGGGUGAAAGAGCCGGAUGGGAAGGGAGGCUCCUCUCUUCUUGUGUUUCUCCUAUGGAAAUCCUCCCCUUUUCAUCCUUUUCCCCUGAAAGGUGGGCGGGGGGUUGUUGGUAGAAAAUGCCAGUAGGUGGCAGUAAUGCCUUGUCCUGGCCAUCCCCAGUGUAGUUGGGGAGAGGCUCUUCGACACACACCCCCCCUCUCAACGGCCACGGGGAGCCUGUCAAACUAUUGCUCCACUGACACCCCACCCCCACCCCAGGGCUGCUGCAUGCAGGGUUAGGGUUAGGGUUAGGUCCAGUAGCCAGAUUUGGUGGGCUGAAUUGGUUGCCACGUUGCCUCUGCCCAUGAGGGGGCCCCAACCCCUCCCUCCCGUAGGGGCCUCCUUACCAAUUCCCGCUUUUUUAUUUUAUUUUGAUCAGUCUUAAGCGCACAUCCCCCCCCCCCA